Sabethes cyaneus is the source of this 9951-nucleotide messenger RNA. Its product is annotated as protein Gawky-like. The record is from RefSeq and is a predicted model, not a curated record. Gene Ontology annotation, cellular component: nucleoplasm; P-body. Gene Ontology annotation, biological process: positive regulation of nuclear-transcribed mRNA poly(A) tail shortening; miRNA-mediated gene silencing by inhibition of translation. Gene Ontology annotation, molecular function: protein binding; RNA binding. The transcript is spliced from 11 exons. NCBI's taxonomy places the organism in Eukaryota, Metazoa, Arthropoda, Insecta, Diptera, Culicidae. Bases 1075 to 5694 code for a protein of 1539 amino acids.
AAUGGCUCCGGUAUGUGUCAAGUAUUUUUCUAUCACUAGAAUUGGCUUUAAAUGAUAGUUGCGAUCAGCGAAAAUAUUCGCAAGUGAUUUCGGAAGACUACGUGCAUAAGCGACAAGUGUUAAUUAAUUCGACUAUUUGUCGGAAGUGCGGAAAAACGCAGUUUAGUAAAAUCCUAAAUUGAUCAUUUUUCUUCAAUACUGCUGUACAGCCUGCAAGAGACCACGAUCUGGCAGCACUGUCAGCGCGAUCACACCAAUUCAGUGUCAUCGGUGUCUCGCACGGUGUGCAGGCGAUUUUUUCGCAGUACUGUUCUCGUGUCCCGAAAAUAGAAAUUUUAAGAUGUGAUUUAUAUUAGUAUUUAAAAAGGCGAAAAUGUGAAAUCGAGUGUGAAAAAUUUGAUUUUAUAUACGUAGAAUUAAAGUUAAAUAAGCUAACGUUGCAGUUAGCAUACACCGCAAUGUUUUAAGAUUGGAAUCAAAAAGCGUGUAAUGACGCAAGAGACGUACUGGAAGAAAAAGUAACUGUGCUCCGCUAAGAACUACGUUGUUGGCGAUUUUAUUCCUGCCAGUUCCCCCAGAUCGCCAUCAGAAAGUGUUCUAUCUUGCCAGGUGCGUGAUUGUAAACAGCCAAAGAUUGAAAAGUGGUUAUUUUUCUCCUAGUGCAUACAUUGAAAGACGGUCACACCGUUGCAUAAUUGCAUGAGUACUACGAGCAAUAAAAGGUGGUGUUCUUGUCUCGUCGUCAUUACCGUGUAGAUGCAUUCAAGCAUCGAUCUGUGCAGGAUAAUAAUAACAAUAACAAGAAAAACGAUAAAAUACACCACAGAGUAGAAGGAAGCUGGUGGAAAUACGCUGCGCAAGACAAAAAGGAAAUGCAAGCCUAACUUUACACCGACGGUGGAAAUAAAGGACGCUGGUGGGUUGACUUAUAACGAUACGUUUAACACAUUUCACCUACACAUAGAAUACAUACCAGUAAACGGGAUCUGAGGAUAGUGUGUUUUUUGUUUCUCAGAGAGAAAUGCAAUAGUGUAUAUAAAUACGCUACAAACAAAAUAGAGCAAAUUACGGAAAAUGCAAAACUUUAUCUCUAGUAUCGAAAAUAAUACAAAGAAUUUAGACGUAUUAAUGACCCUUAAUAUUAAGAAAUCCGAUAAAAAUAUCACCAACACUGUUACUACUACCGCUGCUAAAUCUUCUAUGACUACUUUUUCUAUUACUUCAACUACUCAAAACAACACGAACAAGUCUGAAUACGCUUUUAAGAAAUCACUUAAUAGUUUGCUAAGUUCAAUCGAAAAAGAGGCAAGUCAAAAGCUGGAGCUGUCGAAAGAAGGAGAGGGCGAGUUGCAUCUACUAAUUCGAAAACCACUGUUACUACAAUCGAUCGAUGAGUCUGAGCAACAAUCAGGGAUUGUAUCCAAUAUUAUACUUACUGUUAAUAGUAAUUCAAUAAUUCGCCAAACAAUUGCAGCAAAAAUUAACAUCGAUUGCAUUGCGCUUGUGGUCUUUGAAGAGGAACAACUGCACUCGCUGUGUGAGCAACGAUCGGAGCUGACCCUCACUGGACAAUACUAUGCACGAAGUAAGCGCCAGUUAGAACUAAACACGGGUGGCUACACUAUUCAAAAAAAUCAGAAAAACGGGAAUUUGACACAUUUCGAUCAUCUGUUCCAAAGCAUGAUGAAUAAGAAUGACACUGUGAAUAUGAUAUGUGAUUUAAUUGAUUACCUGAUAACAGUAAAUACUAAUCAUAGUAUAAUAGCGGAUGGAUGUAGUAGCUUGAUCUGUAAUGACCAAAAUUUAGAUUUUAAGAACGACAACAAUGAUAAAGCCAUGGCAAAUAAUGCAAACGAUGCUAAUACUUCCGAACAAGCCAAACCAACCUCGAAACUAGUAUCAACGUACGUUAAGUUUGAUGAGCUGCUGUGUCUUUCUGAACGAGAAAAGACUGUGCGAAGAGCAGGCCUGAGGCCACGUAUGAGACUGUGUGGAGGAGGGGAAGACUCAAUCAAUAGUGGAGCUAGUGCCUGGGGCACCCCAGGUACUGCUGGCAAUCCAGGGAAUUCAUGGGGUUCCCUGAAUCCUCAACAGCCAGGAUCGUGGGUUAACAAUCCGCAAGCAGGAGCUGUAGGAGGUGGUAGCGCAAACAUGAAGCAACAGCAACCACAACAACCGGUAGCAACUGGGCCGCCAGGACAUCCUGGUGGCGAAAACAUUGAUCCCAAUGCGUGGGUCACAGGUAAUCCAGUUAACCCUAACACGAAUGCUUCUAAUGCACAAAAUCAACCAAGUGGUGCUAGUGGUAAUGUAGCCAAUUCAAUUAACAGUGCCAAUACUGUACAACAACCGCAACAAGCUGAUGUACCAGCAGCACAACCGAAUCCUAAGUUGGAACGUUUAAAUACAAUGAUCGAAGCUCUUCAUGCACAUGAUGGGUGGGGCUCAGAAAAUGUAAAUCAGGAUACUCGAUGGGAUGUACCAGCUUCUCCGGAACCGGGCUCGAAGCCAGAUCCGAACAGUGCAAUCACGGGUCCUACAGCUGGCAUCCCUAUGUGGAAAACCAACACUGGGACCGAGAUUUGGGAAGCGAAUCUUCGUAAUGGCGGACAAAUGCCCCAACAACAAACCGUUCAAAAAACACCGUGGGGCCCGUCAACCAACAUUGGAGGAACCUGGGGUGAAGAUGAUGACGCCAAUGAACCGAACAGUGUUUGGACCGGCGUCGCCGGCAACAACCAGACUGCAGUUACACCUCAAGGUGGGCCGUCCCAACAGGCUCCCUGGAAUGCUGCAAGCAAUGCUAAUAUGUGGGGUCCUGGUGGCGUUGCUCCUGGUGCCAUUAAAAAAGACACUGACUGGACCGGUUCUACAGUCCCUGCUAGUGGAUGGGAUCAGCGCAAUGCACCUCCUGCAGUCACUGCAAGCGUUACUGGAAUGGAACCAACAAACAUUGAUAUGCGCAAUAUGCGCAUUUCAGGAGGAAUAGAUGGAAACAGAGAAAUUCGUGGUGAUCCAAGAGGUAUUUCCGGUCGAUUGAAUGGUAAUGUCAAUCUCUGGGAGCAGCACCAACUUCCAGGAAUAGCACCUAAUAAAAUGCCGCCUGUAUCAACCCCUGGUACACCAGCAGGAAAUGCUCAAUGGCCUAAUAAUCAACUUCCUGGCCACAAUAAGAUGCCUUCUGGUUGGGAAGACUCCUCAACUCCUGGUAUCAGACGUAAUGUUGAUGACGGUACUGCCGUAUGGGGUCAAAAUGUGCUCAGCCGUCAAAAUUCAAAUGUCUCCAACUGGAAAGAAGGACAGGAAGGACUACAACGAAAUUCUGUUCAACGAAACUCUAUUGUUGGCGGAAAUUUACCAGGUGUCACAGGUGGUAGAAUUGGAAAUUCUGGCCCUAUCAAGCCAGACAUGUGGGGACAAAACAAUGUGAAUCCACGUACUGGUGCUGGAUGGGACGAUAACGGUGGCAAUAAUUGGGAGGAAAAAACUGCAGGCUCAUUAUGGACAGAAAAUGUUACACCAGCAAAUUGGAACAAGGGUAAACAACCAAUGGGCUCCAAUUGGAACGAUGCUGGCGGCGAUAUGGUUCCAGAUUGGGGAAUGCAUAAUGCUGGCUUAAACAAGCCCCCGAAUAAAAUAAAUCCACUUGAGUUUAUCAGAAACAGCAAACACUACCGCAUGCUAUGUGAAAUGGGUUUCAAAAAAGAAGAUGUUGAAACAGUUCUUCGUAUAUCCAAUAUGAAUCUCGAGGAAUCAAUUGAAAUGUUGCAGAGAAAUGGAUCAUCUGACUGGCGACGAGGAGAUGACCAUGGUCCCGCAUUCGGUAAUCAAUUUAAUGACCGGUUUUCGACAGCUGGUAAUACAGCGCUUCCGUUCCCUCAGAAUAAUCAAAACUUGCUCAGUGCGUUUGGUGGUAAUCCAAAUAUGAACCCCCUGCAUAAUAUGAAAUAUAGUGCAGGACAUGGUGGUCCUAAUGGAGCCACCGCCGCCCAAUUUGGUCAACCAUCGGUGCUUAAUCAAAAUGCCCAAUCUCAACCUUCCACCCAGCAACUACGCAUGCUAGUCCAACAAAUUCAAAUGGCCGUACAACAUGGUUAUUUGAACCAACAAAUCCUUAACCAACCUUUGGCACCGCAAACAUUGUUACUUUUAAAUCAACUGUUGAAUCAUAUCAAGCAAUUACAAGUUAUGCAAAGCAAUUUAAACCGCAGUGGCGGUGGCGGUGUUAGUGCUGUACAAAUUUCCCUUGCAAUCAAUAAGCUCAAAUCGCAAAUUGGAAACCUCCAAAACCAGAUCACUGCACAGCAGACUAUCUAUAUGAAACAACAACAGCAACAACAGCAGCAGCAAAACAAUCCGAACCCGGUGUCUACCAGUGGGCACCAAGCAAAUGACUUGUUCCGUACUCCUAACGAAAUACCCGGACUUCCGGGUAAUUUCUCAGAUUUAUCCCUGAAGGAUAAUAACAACCCAUUCCCAUCGUCAGGUGGCACUAGUCAACAGUCUCGAUUAACCCAGUGGAAACUUCCUUCAACAUCAGCAGUAGAUAAAGAUGCAGAUCUUACAGAUUUUCCUCGAGCUCCAGGGACUACCUCAAAACCAUCUGCCUCAGGGCUUGGAGGAAUCGAUGAUGGAACAUGGUCCAAUGGGCGUUCCAACAUGGGUGACGGAUGGCCGGAUUCCAAUGCUCAAGAUAAUAAAGACUGGACGGCAAAUGCUGAUACAUUUACCGAUUUGGUUCCUGAAUUUGAGCCAGGAAAACCGUGGAAGGGUACUCUACCCACUCGUAUCGAAGAUGAUCCCACUAUUACACCGGGAAGCGUUGCGCGCUCUCCAUUAUCCAUAGUUUCUGCCAAAGAAUCGAAUUUAUUUGCCAAUAGCAAUAGUACUAGUAACAAUAAUAAUAAUGCUACUAACAGCAAAUCCUCGCCGACUGAAUCGAUUACGUCCUCUACCUGGAGUUACAACCCUAAUAGCACACACGGUGGCUUCGGGGGCUCAAAACUGUCGAAAAAUCCGUGGCCAGAUAGUAUUGUUCCUUCGGCCGAUUUGUGGGAGAAUCCUCUCAACAAAGGUGCGCGUGUAGCUCCACCUGGACUUAAAACAGGCGCAGGUGGCAAACUAGAGGUGAACGGAUGGAAUCCUUCGCACGCUUCAGCCGGUGGUCCUGGUUGGAACGGUAGUGCAGCGGCAUGGCCUUCAACAUGGAUUUUGUUGAAAAAUCUUACUGCACAGAUUGACGGGUCCACGCUACGUACGUUGUGUAUGCAACACGGUCCAUUGGUCGCGUUUCACGUGUAUCUCAAUCAUGGCAUUGCCCUUUGUAAAUACUCAUCACGUGAAGAAGCAAACAAAGCUCAAUUAGCGCUCAACAACUGCAUGCUGGGAAACACAACAAUUUGCGCCGAGACCACUACAGAGAGCGAUGUUCAGAAUAUUCUCCAACAUCUGGGUCCCCCAAAUGGCUCUAACGGUAUGACAGGUGGAUCUGGGGGACAGAAUUGGAGGUUGAGUGCCGCUGCCCAAUCACAAUCCGUACGAAAUCCAGGUGCAGAUGCUUGGAAUACAGCAUGGCCUAGCACUUCUGCAGGAGCUAACCUCUGGGCUCCAAUGGACGGACCAUCCGAUCGAGUGACGCCGGCCAAUCUAAACUCAUUUUUACCCGAGAGCUUGCUUGGUACUGAACUGAACUAAGCCGAACGAAAAGAUACAAAGCAUAUAAACGUUCAUAGAAGAUAAGCGAUCAAAGUGAGCAGAAUUUAUAGGAUAAAAAGAUUUUGUUGGACGUCACUGAACGAAGGUAGCUGAAGGCCUGGGUUUAUAAAUGAAGUGUCUUUUCACAGUCAGCGGUUUCGUCUGGCGUAGUAUUAAGGUGUUGUGAAUGUUUUUAUCAUUUUUUUUAAAUAAAGCGAUAUACAAUUAAUAUAUAUUUGAAACAGACAAAAAUCGAAAAAAAAUACAACUAAAAAUGAGGAAACCAACACAAACAAACACACAAAACAUUUCAAGUCAAAGAAAAGUCUAGUUAUAUGUUUCACAUGUUAAGUUUUACAGUAAAUUAUAAACUUUUUUCACGAGUGAGAGGAUUCGAACCCUCAUGAAAACAAAGCAUACGAAUCCUAUUAACUUUAGGUUGCUUUAGGCGUAUAAGUCAGAAAAAUCGGUUUGUUUUCUAUCCUAUUAUUUUGUACUAGCAGCAUUCGUUUCUACCACUUCUUCGUCUGGGGACGAAUCGCGCAUGGUGACACAUGCGUACAUAAUUCAGUCAAAGAUAAAAAAAAAGUCACAAACAAUUAUGCACAUUUUGCAGUAGGUGAAAGCAAUUUAUAAGAAAAUCAAAUGUGGUAUUAGAAUAUAUUUCGAUGUAAGAAAAUCUAUAUAAUUCAACAAAGUAAAACGAAAAUGUUACUGCUGUUAGAAAAGACCGUUCACAUGAAAAUCGUUGGCCGCUUUCGGCAGCAACAGUAAUUAAUAUAUAAAUGCAAAAACAAUAGGGGGACUAUUGCAACAUUUCACUGUACUCUAGAGCCCCAUCGAUUCGUUUGAACCUGAAACGCUUUUCAACGAACGCCAUUUACAAGAAAGCUUUGAAAUUUAAGAGUAUUGUAAUGAAUACAUUACGCGCUAGCCCUGCUAAUUUACUUGAAAAAUGUUCCGGUGAAUGAACGAAAAAAUAUAUAUACCUUUAUAUUUAACGUAAGGCGAACUCUAAAGACAAGGACAAAUCAUAAAUUUAUUUCUAUCGAUGAUUUUCACCGAACGGUAGAAAAGUAUUGUUUAUAUUUUCUUCACACUUUGUAAGGUUUGUUACGUAUAGUAGCUCACAUUUCACUGAAUUCAAGAAUUCGAAUCAAUUUUUUGUUUCAGGUUGUCGCUAUAUUAUUGUACAGUUCGGCAGAAGCUUCGAUAUCUAAGUGAAAACCAGAUAGAAAACAUCCCAGUGCUGACUGAUACAUAUAUAAACAACAUAGGUGACAAUUUUUCCAAAAAAAAAAAACAAAGCCGUGGUGAAAUCUGUUGGAAUAGGAAAUCAAAAUCCGAAGGAAUGUAGUUGGAGAUUUUACUGAGAUGUGCCUAUCAAUGAUGAUUACAAAACGGUAUUGGAGGCCAUCUAAUGUGAUUAAUUUACACUGAGUAAAUUAAUAUCAAUUUGUUUUUAUUUAGGCUUUAUUUUUGCCCUGUCGGUAAAUAAAAUUACGAUGGAAGCAUGCUGGUGAACGGAUUCCAGAUAAAUUUUGUAAUUUUGCUAGAACAUUGAUCAGAACAAAAGAGUUUCCAUAAAAAAAACCAUUCCGCAUGGAUAAUGCUAUAUUAUAUCUCUCAAUUAAAAUGAUUGUGGCACAACCUGAUUAUGGUAGAUUUAUGUAUUCUGAAAACUUCAAACCAUUCACCCCGAAUUGACCAGAAAUUACCAGCAGUAAAGCGUAACGCAAGUUUUGUACUUAAUGACAAAGUUACCAUCAGUUAGUUGCAGAUUUGACGAUACACUACGGAGAAACAAUGGUAACUUGGGCACCGAACCGGGUAAAUUGAUUAAAGUUUCUAUUGAAAAAAAAAUCAUGUUUCGUUUUGAAGUUCAAUUAAUGAAAAAUCAGCUAACCUUCCGGGUGGCGGAAUCCGAAUUGCCGGGCCUUUCAUUUAACUCCUACUUUCAGUUUCUGUACAGCCACCACGUCCACUUUGUUCGCCGCAGAGUGCCAGUUUGUCUAAAACUGUUUCUAGCUUCCAACUGUUUUGUUUGCGCUUGACAACGGCCCACUAUUUCUCAGUCAGACGGAGCUCUGGCGUGUUGGGAGAGUUCUCAUUGUCGGAUACCACCUGUACGUUGAUGCUGGAGUAUACCACUUCAUGGACUUUGUUCCGUAAUGGCAGGAUGUCAUCCGGCUAAAACAGUACGGAACGAUCGUAUUGCUUCAAGAAAGGCAGUCGUUGCUGACUGUCGGCAAACGAAAUCUUAUUAGGUUGACGACAGUUGAUUUGGCCUAACGAUUUUACUAACUUGACGUGCGAAUAGUUGGUCUUUUCGCGAUGCGAGAGCAUUUCCUGCGGUGCUCAGCUUGCUUAAAUGCCAUUUUGAUUUUCAGUUAUCAAAUGUUUAAAAUAAAUUUAAAAUUGUCAACGCUGUAUCUUUUGUGCCGGGAUAUUACUGGAGUGCGAAAAUGCAUUUUAUUGCCAUUAAAGUGGAUAAAACAAAUCACAUGGCAACGUGUGCGUAAGUAUAAUGUCAGUAAUCACGAUAGAGGCAUCAUUUUGCACGCACAUACCUACAAAAUGAGGACUGUUUAGGUUUUUUAAAUGCAUGGUUAAAGCGAAUGCGCCAAGUUUAAGUCAACCAAAUUUGUAUAAUAGCACAUUUUAUAAUGUACUUAUGGUUUACAUUGAUGGUGCUUGUACAAUGAAACAAUGAUAAGCAAUAAUUCACCGGGCAUUGAAUUACUUCAUAACAUCUGUAGAAGUUUGGAUGGAUUGUUUGCAAAAAGCUCUUACGUUCAGUGUUUUGAUAUUUACUCUUUAUGGAUGUUUAUACCGUGCGUUGAUAUUACGCACAAGUUAAAAAUUCCACUUACAAUCCUUUUGUACAAUUAAAUGUACUGCAGUAUCUCACAAAUUUUAUUUCAGAUGAAGCUAAUCGAGUGAAAGUGAAAGACAUUUAUGACAUGUUGGUCACAAUAUUUGUUUAUUUUUUCGAAUAAUUCAAUAUUAAUUCUUUGCUAAUAAAGAAAACUUCCGUUACAUUGAGUAUUCAAAUACGUGUGAUUUUACAUACCGAAUGCUUGAGAAAACAAUCAUUCGAACUGUGAAUUCUGGCUCCAUCCAGCUCGCUUCCAUCGACUCUUCCAAUACAAUUUUCUGGUCAAAUGCUUCGUUAUUUAGCCAGCUGAUGCAAUACAUUUGACUUGCCAUUACAGUAUAUUCCAAAGGCAUAUUCUACCCUAUUCUAACAAUGUUCGAACUGAAACAAUGAUUACCCUUAAUUUUCAGCCUGCAUUAACAGUAACUUUAGUGCUUAGAUUAAAGAACUGCAAACUUACAGAAGAAAUCCUUGUAGACCAUUUAUAGAGUCCCUGUGUACGAUUUAGUUUACUAAUUUGUGAUACUAUUAAAAAUCUAGGUUUCAAACCAUUCUCCAAAGUUGAUUUUUAAAUCUACCUUAAGCAAACAAUGCCACAAAACGCUUUGUGUAAACAGUGAAAUAAAAGAGAACAGCACACAUCUCCUGUGGGAACUCCUACUAUAUAAUCAGCAAUCGAGAUUGCCUGUGUUACAUUUAAAUAUAAUUACGUUCUUUCCAGUGUGCCGCUUACGUUAUUUAAAAGAGUUUUUAGGAUAAGUUAUAUAUUAACCUUGCCCUAUCUUCCAUACACACACACACACGCAUAUGUUGAUUAUGUUGAUUGCUCACAAUUUAUUGUUACUAUUCCCAUUUCUAUUUAUUAGAAUAGAGAUACUCCAGUUUACGAGAAAUUUAGCUUUAAGGAUGCCACUCUAAACACAAAAAAAAAACAAAAUGCGAGAGAAAACCACGUGACCCAUGAUGUGCUGAAAAUAUAAAUACAGUGUGUAGAAGUAUUAGCUACGUUACACUAGACACUGCAUCUGGAACCUUAUGUGAUUAUCUGCAGUGUUUAAUCAAUAAUCAAUAUCUUUCACAAAAACAUAAGACACAUCUUUGGUUUACGUGAGAGCAUUUAUUUUUACCGAACAAGAUGACGCAAAGCUUCGGCCUAACGUAACAAACCACCAGUAGCUUUGAGAAAUUGUGCUUAUAAAUAUUCGAUCCUCAUUUCGGUUAUCCUUUUCGUGUUAAUAUCCUGCUACUAAAGUGCUGGGAAUGUCUUAGAAUUUGCACUACCGUAGAACAGUAAACUUUUAACCAAUUAUGGCGAGGAAGAAAAACGUAAAUAGAUUCGAUUUUAAAAUAUGGUUUCUGUUGAUGAGACGUCACGAAAC